AUGCCAUCCGCACUACGACGAGGAAGAGGGAAGCUAGUGCAAACGCCCCUCUCUCGGGAAAGUCAACCACGAGCAGCCAAACCCUUUCUUGUAUAUGUUGCCGUGAGCGUCGUGGUGAUCCUGGUUCUGCAUGUGAACCUUUUGCUCCGGAUUCAUCCAGGAAUGGUGCAGUUGGAAACACCGACCACUCUGGAAAAUCCAUCCGAAGCACGUCGCGUGGAGGAAACCAAGAAUCAAGCGCCCCCAUCGUCCAAACCCAAGGUGCUAGCUUCUGGUCGCGAGAAAACAACUCUGUCAGUAUUCAAAGAUGCCAACUGCAAAGGAAUUGCCGCAAAGCAAAUUACCGCCACAUCGUCAGAGGCUGUGGAAUUGUUAUUGGAUUAUUUGCCAAAAUCUGCUCAGAUUCAAGGAGCUGGUCUGGCCCAGGUCUUUGUGGGAGACAAAUAUGCAUACGUCGGGACAGUGAUGGAACUAGAAGGCUGCGUGGACUUUUACAAUUUGUUUGACGAUGUCCAAAAUGAUAAGAGCAAGUUUUCCGUGCACUCUUCGUUGGACAGUCAGGUUGUCACCACAGCUCGAAAGCAGGUGGAUCCAGCUCUACAACGACAAUUUGCCACUGUGAAUGAUCUCUCCAAACCCCAUACUCGGUUCAUCUUUAGUUGUGAAUCCAGUGAAUAUUUUGGCUAUCAGGUCUAUGCCAAUGCCCUUGGCUUUCUCAAGUCGAUGCAAACCGAUGCCAGCUGGCUCCGUCUGUUGACUAGUCAAGCUCCAGAUGAUCUCAGUGAACGGUUUGCCACCUUUACUGCUCCACGACAGCUGUACAGCGGCUUUUACCAUCCCAUCAACAAGGCAGAUGUCAUUGACAAAUGGAUGCAUUCCCUCGACGCCCCUCAUCCAGACGAUACACUCGUUGUGAUAGACCCAGACAAUUGGCUCAUCAAUGAUAUUCACAAAUGGGCGACCAGAGUCUCUGCCAAGCACGCUAUGGGGCAGCGAGCUUACUAUUCCCAAAACCCCAUGCUUCAGGAAUUGUGGCAAGAGAUUUGCCUCAACAAUUGUCAAACUCCAACCGAUUUUGCCGCCGUUCCCUAUGUGAUCAAAGCCUCCGAUAUGAAAGAGGUGGCACCGUUGUGGCGAUCCUACUCGAUCGAUAUCAAAGAACGAUUCCAAAACAACGUGACAUUCAAAGAAAAAUAUGGCCCUGGCUUGGGCGUCCGAUGGGCGGCGGAGAUGUUUGGAUACAAUGCUGCUUGCACUCAUUUGAACAUCAAAACAACCAUUGCCAACGACAUGCAAAUACGAGACGUGGAUGGUGGCAAACGAAAAUUUGAAUUUUUGAAUGGCAAGAUGCCCAUGAUCCACAUGGGGAGAGCUUGGUUUCCAAGAGAGAAACCAGAAAUAGCGGCACCUUGGCGACACUCGAGCAGCAACGAGCCAGGAUCCAUUGCGGCAUCGGGGAUUCAGGUGUGGUGUAAAUGCAAUCAAACAGCUCCCAAGGUACUGCCUUGGCCACUGCCGGAUGGGUUGGAUUUUGUAUCUUACCACACACUGACGCUGCUGCAUGAUUCCAUAGAAAAGUUUGGUCCCAUUCCGGUGAAUGAGACCUGGCGGAAGAAGAGGACAGUGUUGUAUGCCUGGAGUCAUCCAUGA
Molecule: messenger RNA, 1650 nt
Organism: Seminavis robusta
Lineage: Eukaryota; Bacillariophyta; Bacillariophyceae; Naviculales; Naviculaceae
Source: the annotation of a GenBank genome assembly